Molecule: messenger RNA, 795 nt
Organism: Talaromyces amestolkiae
Lineage: Eukaryota; Fungi; Ascomycota; Eurotiomycetes; Eurotiales; Trichocomaceae
Exons: 1
Coding region: 1-795 (264 amino acids)
Biological process (GO): proteolysis
Molecular function (GO): glutamic-type endopeptidase activity
Source: RefSeq, a predicted model, not a curated record
AUGAAGUUCGCUACCACUGCCGCUGCCCUUCUCCUUGCCGGCUCUGCCGUUGCCUCCCCUCUUUCACAGCGCGUUGCUCGCCGCAACAGACAUGGUAUCAGCCGUCCCAACGCCCGUUUGACUGGUACUCGUUUGGCCCAGAAGAACGAUGACCAGAGCACCAACUGGUCAGGUGCUGUCUUGGUCAGCAACGGAUUCACCAAGGUCUCCGGAAGCGUCGUUGCUCCCACUCCUUCCAUCCCCAGCGGUGGUGACGACAGCACCCAGUACUGCGCCAGUGCCUGGGUCGGUAUCGACGGUGACACCUGCCAAAGCGCUCUCUUGCAGACCGGUUUCGACUUCUGUAUCCAGGGUGGCUCCGUCUCCUACGACUCCUGGUACGAGUGGAUUCCCGAUAACGCCUACGACUUCUCCGGCAUCGACAUCUCUGCCGGCGACACUAUCGAGAUGAGUGUCGAGGCCACCAGCACCACCAGCGGUGUCGCCACCAUCACCAAUCAGUCCAACGGUCAAUCCGUUUCUCACACGUUCACCUCCAGCGAGGUUCAGAGCACUCUCUGCCAGACCAACGCUGAGUGGAUCGUCGAGGACUUCACCAUCAUUAGCGGCGGAUCCCAGUCUCUCGCUCCUUUCCCUGCCUUUGACACUGUCACCUUCACUGAUGCCAGUGCCACCAGCGGUUCUGGUGACGUCGACACCUCUGGUGCUGAUCUGAUUGACUUGGUCGAUUCCAGCGGCAACGUCGUCACCACUGCCAGCGCCUCUGGUAACCAGGUUGUUGUUACUUACAAGUAA